GGACACAGGAGCUGCUGUUUCUCUGCUGCCCUCGUGUGGUCACUUUGUGUCACUGGGGUCAAUCUGAACAAACUCUGACUCUCUCGAUCAUGUCGCAGUAUUUGAGGGAUAUUUUGUUCGUUUCUCUGGCUUUGGUCAUCGACGGUCUAGAGGAGCUAACAGUGAUGUCUGGAAGGGACGCAACUCUUCAGUCGUGGUGUUCCAGCAACGGUGAGGUGACACUGAUAGAGUGGACCAGAUCUGACCUGCAGCCACUGAAGUACGUCUUCUUGUACCGCAAUGCACGUUCAUACGGAAACUACCAGAAUCCAGGUUAUCGCGGUCGAGUGGAGCUGAGAAAUCCCGAGAUAAAAGACGGAGACGUUUCCAUCACGGUGAAGAACGUCAGCGUCGACGACGCUGGACUUUACAAGUGUCGAACCAUCGUGAAGGAGAACGGAAACAGCACUGAGUUCAGGAGAGACAUCAACCUGAGAGUCACAGACUCAGGACAAACACAGCAGGUGGAGUGGAGCGAGGAGAGCAAAGUCCGACCUGCAAACAUACAGUUUCUCAAGAAGAACGAAAACACACCUAUGGAGAUGGUUGAUGCCGGUGCCGGUGCUGAUGCCGGUGUUGUUGUUGCCGCUGUUGCCCCUGUUGUUGCUGUUGUUGCUAUUGUUGCUAUUGUUGGUAUUGUUAAAUCGGAGAAAUGUCUGCCGGGAACAGUGGUGUAAAAAGUACUUUAACACAUUUCAGUGUUAAAAUAAAUCAGCAAUAAUCAAUGUAGAUUAUUGCUGAUGCGUCGUCAACUUCGCCUCUGGCAAAAAACUUUCAAUAACUGCAACGCUGCAGUCGAUGAAUGGUGGUGAUGACAUACAAUAGAUGACAUAUGAUCUAUUAUAUGUAUGAUUUGUAUUAGCAGCUUGUUAACACUUCUAUGUGCAGUUAAAUACAUAAAUAAAUAAAAUAUAUGAAAAUAUUUUAUUUAUUUAUGUAUUUAACUGCACAUACUAUGAAUGCAAUCUGUAAAAAAGCAACCAUAAUAUAAGCGUCAUUCUUCCUCACGUUUAUAGAUCUUUUCAUGUCUGUGAUGUAAGAAAUGUUCUAUUUUUUUAUCAAUAAAAAUCUUAUUUUUUUAUUUUGAAUCAGUUAAAUAAACCUUUGUUUAAACCUAGUUGGGGGUGGGGGGUGUUUCUUGAUUGUUUUUGAUGUCUUAUAUGUAACAUAAAUCAAUAAACCAACUGUUGAAAAUAA
This is a messenger RNA of Solea senegalensis (Senegalese sole), 1236 nucleotides long. RefSeq names its product butyrophilin subfamily 1 member A1-like. Lineage: Eukaryota; Metazoa; Chordata; Actinopteri; Pleuronectiformes; Soleidae. The coding region runs from base 90 to 716 and encodes 208 amino acids. The record is from RefSeq and is a predicted model, not a curated record. The transcript has 3 exons.